GAACAAAAAAGUAAGAGUUGCGUCAACUGGAAUCACUUACCUGAUGUUCUUCUUGAAGAAAUAUUUGCUUUUCUGACAAUGAAAGAACGAUAUAAUGCUUCUCUUGUAUGUAGAAACUGUGGCUGGCAUCAUGUUGUAGAUCACAUGAGAAUUAUAAUUUGCUUAAACAAUGUCGGGAAGCAUAUUAGGUCUCUGAUAUUUGAACCAAUGAUGAAUUCACAUAAUUUCUAUGAUUUUAUGAAUAUGAUAUUUCGGUAUUAUAAAAUACAAGAAUUAUAUACCGAACCUUUGGAACAUAAAACUCAUAUUCACAAAUUAAAACUUACUUCGCCUCGUGACAGAAUUUAUAAAAACAAUUCUGAUGUCAUGACGCUUUAUGGAACUGGAAUAAAAUUUUUUGAAACAGUUAUAAAGCUCAUUGGUUGCUUCUGUAAUAUGAAAUGUUUAGAACUAAUAGACUUCAUGAUGAAUAGUGAAGAAGCAAUACAUAUAAUGGAUAAAAUUUGCAAAUGUAAUAGACAAACUUUGUCAAAACUGAUAUUAAUAAAUGCAACUAGAUGUCCUUGUCCUAUUACACAUUUUGCAGUUUUUAAAAACUUACAUACACUAGUUAUUAGCCCACAAAAUCUUAGCGAAACUGUGCUUGCAGAGUUGGGCUGUAUAAGAUUACGACAUCUUCAUAUUCUACAAAAUCAUUACAGCAUUAAAGAAUUAUCCUUGAAUUUGCCCAAUAAUGUCUCCUGGAAGAAAUUGAAACAAAAUAAUCCAAAAUUAAAAAUUCAUCUUGAAAUUGAGAGUCGAAAAAAAUCAGAUGUGAUACUAAAUAUAAAUGAACAUGAAAUUCCUUUUCACAGUAUAGUUUUAGAUAAUCCAAACACACAAGUAUUAUGGACAACAAUUUUAAAUCACGCGAUGAACUUUGGAAGAACAUUACAUGUUUAUGCCUUAAAAGGAUUAACAGUGCAUUAUUUAGAAAAAGUAUUUGCCAAGAGAAUAGAUGAAACUAUUGUAAAAUUCUGCAAAUUGUGUCCUAAUCUUCAUACAUUGAUGAUCCGCUACAAGCUUUCAACCGCCACACUUUUAGAAAUUGUUUCUACCGCAAAAUCGUUGCGAUUCUUAUAUGUGCGGCGUAAUGUCAUUCUGAAGAAAUUCGAUGCAGAUUGGUUGAGCGUUAGUGACUGGUCGCCAGAACAUUGCAAGUGGAUAAAAGAAAACUGCAAAACUUAUGAAAAAACUGAGCAAGAAAUUUCAAGAAUAUUAGGAUACCGAUGGCGUAUGCUUUCUGAAAAAGAAUUUGCAAAACAAACAAUAAGGUUGUACGUAUAAAAAAAAUCAUCAUCAACAAUCUUAUUUUUGUAUGGCAUUAUUUUCUGCUAUUACUAAAACUUUAUUUUAACUUAAUUUGAUUACUAGAAUCCAAAUGUGUACUUAAUGCGUUUCUUAAAUGCUUUUAUGUGU
Ceratosolen solmsi marchali is the source of this 1458-nucleotide messenger RNA. RefSeq lists its product as uncharacterized. Bases 79 to 1326 code for a protein of 415 amino acids. The transcript has 6 exons. Lineage: Eukaryota; Metazoa; Arthropoda; Insecta; Hymenoptera; Agaonidae. The record is from RefSeq and is a predicted model, not a curated record.